AGGAGGAGGAGGAGGAGUGAGUGUUUGUCGGCAGAUAGUCAGUCAGAAGGACCGGAGUACCAGCGGCAGUUUGGGAGCGUCUGAGCGGGGAAAUCUGCGUCCAAUACGGGAGAAGUCAAGGGGGAAUCCGCCAUGAGUUGGGGAACGGAGCUCUGGGACCAGUUUGAUAAUCUGGACAAACACACUCAGUGGGGGAUCGAUUUUCUCGAGCGAUACUCAAAGUUCGUCAAGGAGAGGCUGGACAUAGAGCAAACCUACGCCAAGCAGCUACGGAACUUGGUGAAGAAAUACUGUCCAAAACGCUCUAAAGAGGAGGAGCCGAGGUUCACAACAUGUCUGUCCUUCUACUCCGUAAUGAACGAGCUCAACGACUACGCCGGUCAGAGGGAGGUGGUGGCGGAGGAGAUGGCUCACAAGGUGUAUGGAGAGCUGAUGAAAUACAGCCAGGACCUGAAAGCUGAGAGGAAGCACCACCUACAGGAGGGCAGGAAGGCCCAGCAGCAUUUGGAUCAUUGCUGGAAACUGAUGGACAACAGUAAAAGGAAGUUUGAGAGAGAGUGUAAAGAAGCAGAGAAAUCCCAGAUUACCUACGACCGGUUAGAUAAUGACAUCAACGCCACCAAAUCAGAGGUGGAGAAGGCCAAAGCCCAGUUCUACCUGCGCACUCACAUGGCUGAUGAGAGCAAGAACGAGUACGCCGCUCAGCUGCAGAACUUCAACGCAGAGCAGUGGAAACAUUUCAACAAUGCCAUACCGCACAUCUUCAAGAAUUUGCAGGACAUGGACGAACGUCGAACGGUGAAGCUCGGGGAGACGUACCGGAGCUUCGCUGAGGCAGAGCGGAGAGUCAUUCCUAUUGUCUCCAAAUGUCUAGAAGGAAUGGUUUCUGCUGCCAAAGCUGUCGAUAUGCGAAGGGAUUCAGUCAUUGUCGUGGAGUCGUUUAAGUCGGGCUUCGAACCUCCAGCCGACUUCCCCUUUGAGGACUUCAGUCAGAAUCUGAGCAGAACCGGAUCCGAUGGGACAAUCAGCAACACACCCAAAGGAGACCGUGACAGAGACAGAGAUGCAGCCCCCGGGUCACGACCCGACCCAAAACACCCAAUGAGCAGAACCAAGAACAAGCUGUGGCUGUUUGGGAAGAAACCUAAGGCCCCAUCUCUGGAGGAUUUCAGUCACUUGCCCCCCGAGCAGAGGAGGAAGAGGCUGCAGCAGAGGAUCGACGAACUCAGCAAAGAGCUCCAGAAAGAGAUAGAUCAAAGAGAUGCCCUGAACAAGAUGAAGGAUGUGUACGAGAAGAAUCCACAGAUGGGAGAUCCCACUAGCCUGCAGCCCAAGAUAUCAGAGACCAUAUGCAACAUGGAGAAGCUGCGCUCGGAAAUCCACAAAAACGAGACUUGGUUGUCUGAGGUGGAGGGAAAGCAGAGCUCCAGAGGAGACCGAAGACACAGUGCCGACAACCACCAUCACACUCCUCAAGGCAGAGAGAGUCCUGAGGGCAGUUAUACAGACGACACCAGUCAGGAGCAUCACGCGCCUCAACAGCAGCGCACCAGUCCUCCGAAGCCCGGACAACCGAACCCCGACCUGCACGAGUUCGAUGACGAAUUCGACGACGACGACCCGCUGCCCGUCAUCGGACACUGCAAAGCGCUCUACUCCUUCGAUGGUCAGAACGAGGGCACGCUGGUGAUGGCAGAAGACGAGGUGUUGUACAUCAUCGAGGAGGACAAAGGGGACGGCUGGACGAGGGCGAGGAAGCAGGGCGGAGAGGAGGGCUACGUGCCCACUUCCUACGUAGAGAUCACCAUGGAGAGAAACAGCAAAGGUUCCUGAGGGCUGCAGGGUGGCCGGGCAAUUUGAUUGGCUGGUGGAGGGCUCGCGCUGAUUGCUGAUUAGUGGUGGUGGUGGUGGUGGUAGAGAGUAAUGAGGGGCAAGAGAGAGAGGCAGUGAUGGAAAGGGAGAUUAAGUGGAGGCAGGUUUGCAUGUCUGCAUGCUCACAUGUCAAUAAUCGGCAAAGCUUUCUGUGUUAAUAGAGGAAGAAGGGAGGGUCGUAAGUAGAAGAGUAGAUUAAUCCAAAGAAGAGACGCUAGUAUCGUUUCCAUUAGAGAAGUCCCUCCCUGACCUGCAAGAGUUUCUAAACUUUUUCUUCAAGCUGUAAAAGCUUGACAUUUAGUUGAAAUACAACACAAGCUGCAACGUGCUGCUUUCUGGUCUUUAAGGGUCUUAAACGAUGGAGCUUCUGUGACGGCUACACACGUUUGGGGGCAAAUACAUUCACAUCAGGGGGACGGGCUGCUGGUGUUCUGCUCUGUGUGGGCUCAAACAUUAACGUAUGUAUUGCCUUGUUUUUACUUAUGACAGCACCUGCUGUGACCUCACUAAUUGGGGAGUGGCUAAUGGUACUUGUCCUCUAUGGAUUUAUUGUUUAAAUGAGAACAGAAGCAUCUUCCUGCCUCACACAUUCAUUGUCUGCUUCGUGCUUUAUCAGGAUAGCUUUCCUUUUUCAUAAAUUAAAUGAGUCUUCUGUAGAAGCUGUCAAAGUUUUGGAGGGAAAGCUUCUUUUGGUAGCAUGUUUGUCAUUUUUCACUCAAAUCAAUAGGCUCCACAAACCAUAAAUUAGCAUUUUGACCCCCCAAAAAACUUCUUAUCACAAAAGAUGACAUUGCAACUGAGCUUACCCUUCUGCCGAUGAAGGCUCUGAGAUGUGUCUGAAAGCUUUGGAAACACCAAAGUAGGUCACUUUUGUGAUGAGCUAUUUUUUUUUUUAAAGUCAAACAGCUAUUUCCAACAUUAAGAAUGGACCCUCAAACUCAAGAUAGAACGUUUCAAUAUUCUCAAUUGAUUUGAAGUUCAGACUGUCAGGGUUUAGCAUUUUUUUUUUUUUUGCCUUACAUUAUUAUUUGCUGCCACUAACGAUGUCAGUGCUGCACUCAUUAAUGUCGUCAUCAUCAUCAUCAUCUGUGCUCUGUUGGUGAUGCCUGUCUGCCUGCCUGAGCCACUCUGCUCCUCAUGCCUGCCUUCACUCUCAUACAGUCGCAUGUGUCCCAAACAUGAUCGGGCGUUUUUAUCUGUGCCUUUAACUGCAACUUUGUGUGUGUGUGUGUGUGUGUGUGUGUGUGUGUGCGCGCGUGCGUGCGCGCUGGCUGGGUCGUGUGUUGAAUGCUGCGUCAUCCUCGUAUUUUAAUGGAAGCAUGAGUAUGAUUUAUGUUUGUGCGUUUAUUGUUACUCAUGAGACAGACAGAAGGACUAUCAGGUGAAAUACAGGACCCCUCUACCCCUCUCUUUCUUUCUUUUUUCCCACAUUUCCUCUCUUUUCUACCCGAGUUGUAACACCACCAGUUGACCAGCAGGUGGGAGCCUUCCCUCACCAAAGCACAGCUCCGCUCGAGCCGGACUGCGCCGCUUUUAAAUCACACCAAAACACGAGGAGGAGCUCCGGUGUCUUUGGAGUCAGACUCUGCCUUAAAACCCCUUGUUGUUUUACUGUGGAGGGAUUAUUCCACACAGGAUGUCUGCCCUUCUGCCUGACUACAUCUCCCAUCAGCCACCUGCGCUCAGCCUCUCCUCCCUGGGGACUCAAGUGCAUCUCCAUUUAAAAAAAAAAAAAAAUAAUAAAUAAAAUAAAAAAAGUUUUUUUUUUUUUUCAAUUUGUUUUUUGUGAAUGUGAUGACACACGUGUAUCAACAUGUAUGCAUGUUUACGGAAGUCAAAACGGGCCUGUUUGGCUCUCCAUACCCACUAAUAUGUAAACCUGUGUACAUGCGUGACGUUGGUUUCUACCGUUGAAUGAUUUGUACAUAUUAACAUCUUUUAAUGUCAUGCUGAAUGUGUUUCCAUGCUGAUUGUUUUUAGGUUUGUUUGAUUGACACUCUUCACGAGAGACAACACGGUUUGAACUGAACUGAUGCACUUUGUCCUGAAAGUACCACAGCGUUUGAAUCUGAUGAAAUGAGCGCGUUAGAGUGAACAGAUGAAUGAGGCUCAGUGUUGAGGUGUGAACUUUAUGAAUGACCACUGUGUAGCAGCGAGAACUCUUUCUCUCCCUGAUGGUUUUUAUACUCCUUUUGUAACUCUUGGCGAGCAGUGACCAACAUCUGUUAUGCAUGAUUUUUCUAGAUUCUUUGAACAUUGGUCUCUCUUGGUGGUCGUUGUUUUUUUUUUGUUUUUUUUAACCCUUCACUGUAUUUUUUUUUUCAAGAGACUAACAAAACUGCACACCUGAAGUAAAGUUUGACUUCCUUUUGAUGCUAUUUAAGACAAGAAUGCCACCAAUGAUUCGCUGCUCGUAGAUCUAAACACUUGUAGUCUGUUUCUUCGAUGAAGCUGUGAAAUGUACAGAAUGAUUCCGUCGGUGUUGUUACUUGAACUAUGGUCACGCGUCUCCACAUUUUGCUCUCAGACCUGUGAUCGUUUUGCAUCGUACAAAUAAUUAAACAUUGUGAGAAAUUUGCCUUUUUUCACAUGUUGUACGGAUUAAACAAAGGAGCCUGUUUCCAGUUGUUAUGCUAAGCUAAGCUAACCGGUACAGUACAGACAUGAGUGGUGUUGAUGCCUUCUGUCUUUUCUACACAUCUGGUUGCAUGGUUAGCUGCAGCUGCUAGCCUGUUUGUGAUUCCUAAAAUCAAAUUAAAACAUGAUUUUUUUUUGAGAACUAAACUGAGAUGUGUGCAGUUAAGUGUUGCAUAUUAGAUUUUUUUUGUUCGAGUGUUAAUACAAUCCAACUGUUCAGUCCAGUUUUUAUGUUUUUGUGUUUUUAAAGCAAUUAGGGCUGCAACUAAUUGUUUUUCAUUCUUGAUUUGUUAUUUUUAAUUGUUUGGUCGAUACAAUGUAAAAUGAAAUAGUAGAUGAUGCCUAUCAAAGAUUUUAACAGCCCAAGGCGAUGUCUUCCAGUGUUGGUUUAGUUCAACAUAAAGUCCAAAACAUAUUCAAUUCAUGUUGUUGUAAAAUGGAUAAAGGCAGCUUAUUUGAGAUUAUUGUUUUUGCUAGAUGACUAAUAGAAAAAAGAAAAGCAAAUGGCACCAGUUCCAGCACUAAAACCAGAACCUUGCUUAUAGUUCUAAAUGUGCACUCAGACAUACAACACGUGUCCGUGGUGGAGAUGAGGAUCCUCUGAUGUGAAGACAGGGACCUCUGUCCUGCUGAAUUAGUGUUGAUGUUGCUGUGAAGAUUCUUGCAACUCUUAAACACAGUACACUCCAAAUGUGUAAUUUGGCUCAUGAGACACGUUUGGAGUGUACUGUCCCUUUAAUCAAAGAAUACAUAAUGUCACGAGUAAGCAGCAGCUUUACAAUGACCAAAUUCGCCAACAGUCCCAUUAACAGUUCUACUUUUUACCAUUAAUAUACAUAUAAAAACUGUUUGCUAAGUAUUAUAAUA
Messenger RNA from Anarrhichthys ocellatus (wolf-eel), 5376 nucleotides. RefSeq names its product formin binding protein 1-like (gene fnbp1l). NCBI's taxonomy places the organism in Eukaryota, Metazoa, Chordata, Actinopteri, Perciformes, Anarhichadidae. Bases 133 to 1833 code for a protein of 566 amino acids. Gene Ontology annotation, biological process: signal transduction. Gene Ontology annotation, molecular function: protein binding. The record is from RefSeq and is a predicted model, not a curated record. The transcript has 16 exons.